CUGGGCGGUGGGGCUGAGCAGCCUGCGGGCCUGGCAGCUCCAGGAGCGGUGUGAAACCUCGUUUCCUCGUCGGUGAGAUGGAAAUAAUAAAACCGCCCCACAGCGGUUUUUUUAAGCAAGUGAAAUGACGUGUGUAAAGCAUCUUAAAGAAGCGGUGACCGGGGAGGUCUUACAUGUCAGAAGUUACUGGAAACAAUGGAUGCGGCUCGAAGUUUGAGAAGUUACGAGGUGCGUGUGUGGUUUCCUGGUCUGACGCAGGUACCGUUGGCCUCCUGUUUGCUCCUGUCUGCCGCGUGAAAGGGCGCGCGUGGGUGCACACGCUGCCCAUCUGCCUCAGUGGGGAGCCGUGCGCCACGUAGGCCCAGGAUGGCGUAAGGCACACGCCUCGUGCGUAGUACGGAUGCGGCUCGCUCAGCAUUCGGUCAUACCGCUUUCUGUUCUUAGCAGUAAACUGUCAGGGAUGCCUGUUUCGAUGGAGUGAUACCUCUGAAAACGUCCGGUAAUCGAGCCACAUCAUGUCUGAAACCCACUAAGAGUUCACCGUUUAAAGAACUCUAGCAGGUCACUGACAACAUCUUGGCCAUGGCUCGCCCGUCCACUGAGCUCCUCGAGAAGUACUGCAUCAUCGAGCAGUUCCGAAGCCAUGGCAUAAAAACAAUCAUCAACCUGCAGCGCCCUGGGGAGCAUGCCAGCUGCGGGAACCCCCUGGAACAAGAAAGUGGCUUCACGUAUCUUCCUGAAGCUUUCAUGGAGGCCGGCAUCUAUUUCUACAAUUUCGGAUGGAAGGAUUACGGUGUGGCAUCGCUUACCACUGUCUUAGACAUGGUGAAGGUGACGACAUUUGCCUUACAGGAAGGGAAAGUAGCCAUCCAUUGUCACGCAGGGCUUGGUCGAACAGGCGUCUUGAUAGCAUGUUACUUGGUUUUCGCCACGAGAAUGACUGCUGACCAAGCGAUUAUAUUUGUUCGGGCGAAGCGACCCAAUUCCAUACAAACUCGAGGACAGCUCCUCUGUGUAAGGGAAUUUACCCAGUUCCUCAUCCCUCUCCGCAAUAUAUUCUCUUGCUGUGACCCCAAGGCACACGCCGUUACUUUAGCACAGUAUCUGAUUCGCCAGCGGCAUCUGCUUCACGGUUAUGAGGCCCGCCUUCUGAAACACGUGCCCAAAAUCAUCCACCUCGUUUGCAAACUGUUGCUGGAUUUAGCUGAGAACAGGCCAGUGGCGACAGAAGAGGUGGCAGAGGGGCCCCGCCUGUGUGCGGAAAUCGAAAAGACUGUUUCUGAGGUGAUCAGCAUGCAGCUGGACAAAGAGUUACUGAGGCAGGGCAGUGACGCCUCAGACUCCUUGCCGCCCGCUGCCGUGGCCGUGGAUUUUGAGAAUCAGGAUGUGAUUCUUUCCAGCGAACAGCAGAUUGACCCUCUUUGGAAGAGGCGGAAUGUUGAGUGCCUUCAGCCCCUGACGCCUCUGAAGAGGCGAUUCAGCUACAGCGACUCUGACUUAAAGAGGGCUGAGUCACUUCUGGGGCAGGGGGCAGCUCCGUGGGCGGGGCCUGCCGCAGCCUUGCUUGGCCAUAACCCCAGACAGCAGAAGCCCAUAAGCCACUGUCACGCCCCCCAGUCUCCACAGCUUGAUCUGAGUACGGAGACGCUGGUCCGAAAUACAUUCUCUUUCUGGAGUCAAGCUAAAUUUGGAGGCCUGGAAGGACUCGGGGAUGAGGGGUCACCGGGUUUCCAUAGGGAGACCGCUGCGAAGGAAGUACAGCGGAGUAGAACCUUCUCCUCGGGGGUUUCAGGUCCCUACGACCCUGGGGAUCCAGUGAGACCCAGCUUUGCGGAUGUCCCUCGGGAACCGGACCGUUGUCCCCAGCAAGCGCCCCGUCUGUGUGGAGCUCCCGCCGCUCACUGCUCUGAGACUCCCCGCAGCCCCGGGGACCGUGACUCGCUCUGCAAAGUACCCUCCUCGGUUGGACCCACAGCCCAGGAAGGCGAAGACCUGCCUGAGGUCGCUGCGCACGCUGCUUCGCAGGCCGAACCGAGUGCCGAAGCCAGGAGAGUGCUGGCGGCCAAAGCCCUGGCAGAUCUCAGUGAGCCUGCAGAAGAGGAGGGAGUGAAGAGGAAGGUAGAGAUGUGGCAGAAAGAACUGAAUUCCCGAGACGGAGCUUGGGAAAGAAUAUGUGGCGAAAGGGACCCUUCCAUCCUGUGCAGUUUAAUGUGGUCUUGGGUGGAGCAGCUGAAGGAGCCUGUGAUAACCAAGGAGGACGUGGACAUGUUGGCUGGCAGCCACACCGAGGCCGCAGAAGCGUUGUUUUUGUUAGAGAAGGGCCAGCACCAGACCAUUCUCUGCGUGUUGCACUGCAUUGUGAACCUGCAGCCCAUCCCUGCAGAUGUGGAGGAGGCCAUCCUUGCCCGCGCCAUUAAAGCCUUCACCAAGGUUAAUUUUGACUCUGAAAAUGGACCGAUAGUUUACGACACCCUAAAGAAAAUAUUUAAGCACACACUGGAGGAGAAAGGGAAAAUGACAAAAGAUGGCCCUCAGCCUGACGUUUAGUGACGCUUCCCCACGGCGGACACUCCAGACCCGGAGACCCAGGCGGCAUUCUUGCGUACAGAUGAACAGGAAGGGGGGUGUGGAGCCGUUUCGGGUCCCAGCACUUUAUCUCAGACGCUCUUGGUUUGUGCAAAGAACACUCAUUUCUGUUGCGAGCGAUUAUUUGUUUUAAAAUACCCUUGAGCUACAUUUUUGUGUUGAAAAAUUGCCAUAAUGUUGGUGCCACUUUCUUGUAUUUAUUUAACUGAAUUCAUAUUGUGUUAAUGUGUUAAGUACAUGGUGUUUACAUCUUUAUUCUUUUUGACAUUUUGGAAAAAGUUGUAAUUCUUCUUUCCAAAACAGUUAUUUUGUUGACGGAGCUCUUGCUGGAGUUUUUACCAAGUAGGUAAUUUUAGCAGUAAAACUUCACUGUGGGUCCGUGAGCCUGAUCCAUGACCUGAGGAAGUCACAAAGUGUCUUCAACUAUUUUGUAUUUGUUAGUAAGAAGGCGAUUGAUAACAUUUUUAAAGGAUUUUUUUAAUUUGGAAA
This is a messenger RNA of Prionailurus viverrinus (fishing cat), 3075 nucleotides long. RefSeq names its product protein tyrosine phosphatase domain containing 1 (gene PTPDC1). Bases 583 to 2547 code for a protein of 654 amino acids. The record is from RefSeq and is a predicted model, not a curated record. Gene Ontology annotation, molecular function: protein tyrosine/serine/threonine phosphatase activity. Gene Ontology annotation, biological process: protein dephosphorylation; cilium assembly. The transcript has 8 exons. NCBI's taxonomy places the organism in Eukaryota, Metazoa, Chordata, Mammalia, Carnivora, Felidae.